Chenopodium quinoa (quinoa) is the source of this 2219-nucleotide messenger RNA. Its product is annotated as tyrosine-specific transport protein-like. The record is from RefSeq and is a predicted model, not a curated record. NCBI's taxonomy places the organism in Eukaryota, Viridiplantae, Streptophyta, Magnoliopsida, Caryophyllales, Amaranthaceae. Gene Ontology annotation, biological process: amino acid transmembrane transport. The coding region runs from base 417 to 1919 and encodes 500 amino acids. The transcript has 14 exons.
UAUACGGAGUACCACUUAUAAACUCUUUGAACUCACCAACAAGAGUUGGCUCAAGUGAUAAAUAGCUUGAUGCCGCUUAAGAAAGAGGUCUCGAGUUCGAACCUCACCGAAUGCUAAAAAAAUUCUUGUUAGGAGACUCAGCUACCAUAAGCCAGGUGUGCAACUCGGGUCGGAUCCGAAUAUAGUCGGAAUUAAGCUCUGAUGAACCGGGUGGGACAAACUCCAAAAAAAAAAAAAAAAAAAAAAAAAAAAAAAAAAAAAAAAAAACCUCUUUGAAUUCAUAUUAGUAUAUUACACAUAAUACUCACAAUUCGUACAACAUGAACAUCUACUUAUCUACUUGCUGAUAACGUGGACCCUUCCAAUGCUCACAACUCGUACAACAUGAACCAACUGAAUUUUAUUGCAAAAAAUUCAUGUCUGGACUUGAUGAAAGAGAAAUGGCGUUGCUGAACACUUCCUUCUUCAACACCAAAACCCGCCAAAUUCUUUUUCACCAUCAUCUUCAUCAUAUUAAACCCUUAAAUUCUGUACAAUUUCCUCAAUUUCCCAAUACCCAUUUGUCUAAUCACCUCAGAAAUCCCAGCUUAAGAUGUUUUUCUCAAAAACAAAGCCAAUCCACCCAAAAAUCACUCAUAAAGGAAGAAGAAGAAUUGGGAAAAGGAGUUGAAAAGUAUGAAUUUGAGAGGUUGUUCUCAAAUCUUAAUCAAGCCACUUUGAAGCAUGAACCUGGUAGCCUUAGCAGUUCAAUCUUCCUAGUGGCAGGAACUACGAUUGGUGCAGGGAUUUUAGCAAUUCCAGCUGUGACACAAGAAUCAGGGUUUCUUGCCUCUGCGGUGGCGUGCAUUGGUUGUUGGGUGUAUAUGGUUGCAACUGGCUUGCUAAUUGCUGAAGUUAAUGUAAAUACAAUGUGCGAGUUGGAUUCUGGGGGCGUCUCUUUGGUGUCAAUGGCAAAGAGAACAGUGGGUUCAGUGGGAGUCCAAGUUGCUUGCUGGUCAUACAUUUUUAUACAUUACGCUCUCCUUGUUGCCUACAUAGCACGGUCAUCAGAUAUAUUGACAAAUUACCUUGGUAUUCCACUAUGGGAAAGUGCGGGAUUGUUUUCACUGGCUUUUGGAGGAUUAUGUUACUUUGGAAGCCAACGUAUCAUUGGUGCUGUUAAUGGACUGUUAGUGUUGGGGAUCAUUACUGCAUUUACAGCUUUAGUGGUUGUCGCUAGUGCAGACCUACAUCUUGAUGCUCUUUUGAAGGCCAAUUUUGAAGCUGUGCCUUCAAGUAUACCUGUCAUAGCACUUGCGUAUGUCUAUCAUAACGUGGUUCCUGUCCUUUGCACAAACUUGGAGGGUGACCUGUCAAAAGUAAGGACAGCAGUUGUCGUAGGAACCGCUAUUCCCCUGCUUCUAUUUCUUGUUUGGAAUGGAGUAAUUCUUGGUACAUUCACUAAUCUAGAUUCAGAUGUUGGGAAGAUUCUUGAUCCAUUACAAGAACUGAGAUCAAGCAAUGGAGUUGUUGGGCCAAUAGUCGAUACCUUUUCAAUUUUUGCUAUUGGAACAUCAUACAUUGGAUUUGUUCUGGGACUUGCCGACUUUUUAGCUGAUUUGCUGAAACUCCCAGCUGGACAAAGCAAACCACUUCCAUAUUUGAUUACUUUGCUCCCACCAUUGGUGCUUGCACUGUUAGACCCCGAAAUUUUUUUCAAGGCUUUGGAUUUUGCUGGAACAUAUGGUGUAUUGAUGCUUUUCGGAAUUCUUCCCGCAGCAAUGUCUUGGUCAGACCGAUACUUGACUUCGCCAGAGCUCCCAAAAGUGCCCCAGCAGGUUCCCGGAGGAAAAGUUACACUUUUCCUAGUGAUGGGUGGCGCUGCAUGGGUCAUUUCAUCAGAAUUAUUGAACACUUUCAAUCACUCGAGAAGUUUGUGAUAUGCUCCAAUAAAAGAAGGCGCGGACGGAAAUUGAAACAAAAGGCUUUGAGACUUAGGCUAGAAUAACAAGAAGCUGUUUGAAGUAGAGGAUGUUUAGAACUCAGAUUGUCCGUCAGUAAAAACUGCACAUACUAAACCUUCAUCAGUAUCGACAUAUAAUUAACGAACAUUUUACCAUUAUACUCCGUAAUAAUCAUGUUAAUUAAGGUUAAUAUUUCUGCAAUAAUGUUUAGCUCUUUGAGCCUGUUGGUAUGCACAAUUUUCAUUUCAAUGAAAUGGUGGAUAUAUUUGAUGUAAA